ACGCCAACCCCUUCCUUCCUUCUCUCCCCAAUUCUCUCCAAACACAAUCCCUAUGGCCCCAAGGAAUCUCACACAUCCCCUUUCCCAUCCGAUACACAUUGUACGCACACAGCUUAGCGGAACGCGCAUGCCCUCACACACUCACUUCGCCCGGCACGCGCCGCUUACUUGGGAAAAGUGGCAAAGCCCGUCUUCAUUACAUCAAGGGUUCGACGAACCUCGUCUCGACCACAGUCCGUCUGGUUCCCUUAUUACGGUUUCCGUUGAGACAUGACAUGACGCCAAUGCCAGAAGCAAUUCCGGGUCAUGCUCUGGGUUUCUCUAGAAAUAAUAGUAUUAUUCUAUCCACUCGCCGUUUACUUCUCCUUUCCCGCUGCUCCCACCGCUGUACUUGCAAUCAUUCUCCUGCUGUUGCCGCCUUCUCUCCCCCAACUCCGAGGCCUACGCACUACCGCACAGCACAGCACAGCUUUCUCUUCCUUGCCUGACCUCUCGGUCUUGACGAGGCCAUAGCGGCAGUGUCUCUUUAUCAUCCUCUCCACUGCCUGCGGGGUUGAUUAUUACACAGACUCGGACAAGUUCCAUACCACUUUGAACUCCACAAUCACCCUCAGGAGAAUAUAUACCAUUCUGUCCCCUCGGCAUUACCUUGGAAUUUCUUCCCAUAAACCCCCCCGCAAACAAGUUGCCUUAAUGUUGAACUUCGCAGCUCGACCACUCAUGCAUCCUCACACCGCUCACCAUCCUCUGGAAGGGUUACAAUCCUACCAUCAUUCAACAUCUGUUUGUCCCAUCCCACCACGACGGUCCAACUCUUAUGAUUGGCAACGACCUAUCUCGGAGGCGUCUUGCAAACCUUCACAUCUGCCAUCACGAAUUCCUUCAACGUCUUUCGUGAAGCCGGGUCUUCAAACCCCCCCUCCAGAUAUGACCAAUGAGGGCGUGGGCCCAUUACUGCCCCCCAGUUAUGGUCAACUUCAGCAAUUCGAGCCUCAGGUUGGUCGUGGGUUACCUGGACCGUUGGAAAUAUUUAGGAUACCGAGCGAGGAUCCAUACCCAUCACUCCUCCCUUCCAAGAGAAGGGAGAGCCCACCAUCGUCGAGAAGAAAUUCAGUGGUUCAACAACAGCAGCGGUCACGGGAGGAGCAACCUGCCAGACGACGAAGAAGUUCCACUAGUGAUGCAAGUGCUUCAUUGACCGUCCCUUCCACUAUCAAUGGAUCAAAGGCAAAUUUGGCAGAGUUUGCAUCACAGAUCACUUGUUUUUUGUGGUUUGAGUCGUCAGCUGUGCUCCAGAGGGUAGCAGAGUCGACAGCUGCACCGAUUCCUCAGGCUCCUCUUGCAUCGGAUGCAAUCCCAAGCCUAGGAUUCCGUAAAUGGGUCACAACAAUCUUAUCAACUACCCAGGUGUCACAAAACGUCAUUCUACUAGCCUUACUAUUUAUAUACAGGUUGAAGAAACUCAAUCCUACGGUAAAGGGGAAACCAGGCAGUGAAUUCAGACUUCUUACUGUUGCGUUGAUGCUGGGGAAUAAGUUUUUGGAUGACAACACUUAUACCAAUAAGACGUGGGCGGAGGUUUCGGGAAUUGCGGUGCAGGAGAUUCAUGUGAUGGAGGUGGAAUUUUUAAGCAACAUGAGGUACAGCUUGUUUGUUGGGGAUGUGGAGUGGAGGGCAUGGCAUAAAACUCUUGGCAAGUUUGCGUCAUAUUGGGACAAGGCUUCGAGGGCGCCAGUCGAGGUAUCUUCUAGGGCACUGGCACCUCGUACACCUACCCUACCGUCGAUUCCCAGCUCUUUGCCUUCUCCGCCGGCGACUUCGUCCAAUGGGUCAUCCAGGUUGGUUUCUACAAUGCCGACACCAACCCCGGCAUUGCAUCAACUAUCGGUUCCUUCUCAACUCAUGCCAGCACAUUCUCCGAUUACCCCUAUGCCCCAACCCGACUUUCAGCCUUCCAGGAAAAGGUCCUUUGACCCCACAAUUAGCAUGCAGCCACCAACGAAACGGGUUACUCGUUCAAUGGCUCCUAAAAUAUCUAUUACUGUGCCACAGUAUUCUGCACAGAUACCCGCUCAUGCUCCGAGGUUGCCUGCCAAUAACUACCCUCCGGUCACUAGCCAGCCCCAGCAGCAAUCGCAGUCAUUACCAAUGAUGCCACUGAAUCAAUUACCCUUUCCCAACGCCGGGGGUCGUGCAAUGUCUACAGUGUAUUCUCAACCCACGCCUCAGAUAUCACCUGUUAGCACAGCUCCCAUGACUGUUUCUCCUUACAGCGCACAUUCUCGUACUGCUUCUCCUUACUCUCAACACCAGACUGUUCAUCACUCAGCUGCUUCCUCUCCAACCACCCCCGGUUUUGGGUCACAGCAAUCCCCGACAUGGGUACGAAACUCCCCAUACAGGCCUGUCCGCAGAGUUAACACCUUGCUGGUUCCACCUGCACCAAUGUCACCGGAAGGGAUGGGUGUGUCAUGGCAACGGAUGCAUUAUCAGCCAUUGGCCAAGACCAGAAGCGAGUAUAAAACCGGUGUUGUUCCAUAUCUUCAAACCGACUGGCCUCCCGUUUGGUCUAGUCCUACCCCCGACUUUCAUGUAUAAAUUAUCCCGUUUCCUUUUUAUUUUUUUAUUUAUUAUUAUUAUUAUUACUGGUAGUCUUAUGCACGUGGCAUGGAUGAGCGACUAUUGGUACUUGUGUAUCGCAUUUUAAAGUGGAUGGGGCGGCUUGCUUUUUUGUUUUAUUGCGCGGUUUCUUUUACUUGUUGACAGCCCAGUACAUACCAGGUUUCCUUUUACGAUUCAGAUGACAUUUCGGAGGAAUCAUUUUGAUAAGACGGUUCGGCUUGGGCAUAUGACAAACGUCAUUGUGGUCACCAACCCUGACUAUCGAUUGGCUCCAGUGUAUCAUUAUUCACUUUUUACACUUCAAGUCAUCGGCAAUUUUUAUAUUUUUAUUUUUUUUCCUAUUGGGUGUUUCUCAUUUUGGGCAUUGCAAGCAUGGGGAGUGGAGUUCGUUUUUUUUUCUGUAUUUUUUCCCCCAACAUCCUUUUUAUUUUUUUUAUCCUUUUUUUUACUUUCUCGUCCCUGGGAUACAUUUUCUUUCUGUUUUUUUUUCCUUGCAUGGAUCUCGUAAAAACCACAAACUGUAAGUUAAAAGUGGGGCAAGGUACGGCACAACGGGGUACACGGUACAUGGUAAAACAAGAAAGAAAGGGAAGGAAAAAGAAAGUCAAACAUUUUCGAACCACAUCAUUGGUGUUUUUUUUCUGCAAACCAUGAUGUGGUUCACACCC
This is a messenger RNA of Tuber melanosporum (Perigord truffle), 3290 nucleotides long. RefSeq lists its product as uncharacterized. Bases 928 to 2598 code for a protein of 556 amino acids. Lineage: Eukaryota; Fungi; Ascomycota; Pezizomycetes; Pezizales; Tuberaceae. Gene Ontology annotation, cellular component: nucleus; cyclin-dependent protein kinase holoenzyme complex. The record is from RefSeq and is a predicted model, not a curated record. The transcript has 3 exons. Gene Ontology annotation, biological process: regulation of cyclin-dependent protein serine/threonine kinase activity. Gene Ontology annotation, molecular function: protein kinase binding; cyclin-dependent protein serine/threonine kinase regulator activity.